Messenger RNA from Cucurbita maxima (winter squash), 1695 nucleotides. Its product is annotated as lipase-like. The coding region runs from base 171 to 1556 and encodes 461 amino acids. The transcript is spliced from 8 exons. The record is from RefSeq and is a predicted model, not a curated record. NCBI's taxonomy places the organism in Eukaryota, Viridiplantae, Streptophyta, Magnoliopsida, Cucurbitales, Cucurbitaceae.
CGCCUCUUCCCUCCUCCCCUCCCCCAUCGUUGUUUAGGUUCCCAGUGAUAUAGGAGAAGCGUUGAAGCCUCCCGGUUGCAGCGGAAGAGCCUUCCUUCGGCCCCUCUCCUUUUGUUUCUAGGGUUGAAGAAGGCUCUCCUCUUCUCUUUUCUUUCGCUGAAUUCCCCAGUAUGAUUCGUCUCUGGAUUGAUGCCUUGCAUUUCACCGAGUUAUUUCUUAGCUCUUUUGUUCAUUUGGUGUAUGGGUUUUACAUUUUUAGCUCAGCCGUCGCUGGGGAUCUUUCUCAAGCCUUCCACCGACGCUUUCUCUUUCCUUCCCCCAAAGUUGAGAACAAACAGGAUUUUGCCACCACAACCAUACCCAAUCUCCACACCCUCCCCCCGAUUGUAUUAGUCCAUGGAAUUUUUGGUUUCGGCCAAGGAAGAUUGGGAGGUUUGUCCUACUUUGCGGGUGCGGAGAAGAAGGACGAUAGGGUGCUUGUGCCUGAUCUAGGAUCCUUAACCAGCGUUCAUGAUAGGGCUCGGGAAUUGUUCUAUUAUCUGAAAGGCGGACGAGUCGAUUAUGGGGAAGAACAUAGCAAGGCCUAUGGCCAUUCCCAGUUUGGGCGGGUUUAUGAACUAGGACACUAUCCUGAAUGGGAUGAAGAUCAUCCUAUUCACUUUGUGGGGCAUUCUGCCGGAGCUCAGGUCGUCCGACUACUCCAGCAAAUGCUCGCUGAUAAGGCAUUCAAGGGGCAUGAGAACACCACGGAAAACUGGGUAAUAAGCAUCACGUCCUUGUCAGGAGUUUUCAAUGGGACUACCAGGACUUACUUGGAUGGGAUGCAGCCAGAAGAUGGGAGAUCAAUGAAGCCUAUAUCCCUGCUACAGCUGUGCCGCCUGGGCGUCAUAAUAUAUGAUUGGAUUGAUAUACCCUGGUUGAAAGCAUAUUAUAACUUUGGGUUUGAUCACUUCAACAUGUCACGGAAGAAAAUGGGUAUUUGGGGUCUUCUUGAUUGUCUCAAGGGAAAUUCUGGGCCAUUUGCCUCUGGAGAUUGGAUCCUCCCUGAUCUUACCAUACAGGGCUCCAUCCGUCUAAACAGCGACUUACAGACCUUUCCUGAUACAUACUAUUUUAACUAUGUAACCAAGUGCACUAGGAAGAUUUUGGGGGUCACAGUUCCAUCAAGCAUAUUCAGAAUCCAUCCGUUGUUCUUUAUAAGAGUUCUGCAGAUGAGUCAAUGGCGCCAUCCUUCAGAUGUCGCUCCCCCUUACAAAGGCUACAGAGAUGAAGAUUGGCAGGACAAUGAUGGUGCACUCAACACCAUUUCCAUGACUCACCCACGCUUUCCAGUUGAGCAUCCAAAUCGUCAUGUAGUAGAUGAGUCAGAUUGUAAACCCCUCGAACCUGGUAUCUGGUACUACAAGGUAAUUGAAGGUGAUCACAUAAUGUUCAUAGUGAAUCGGGAGAGAGCAGGAGUUCAAUUUGAUCUCAUAUACGAUGCCAUUUUUGAACGUUGUAGAAAACAUGUGUUCAGGAAGAACCCCCCAACCUUGCCAAACCAACCUCACCCAUAGGGCGCUGUUAUUGUUGCUUAAAAUAGCACUACUACUAGGGAAUUGGAACAAAAGUUAUUGCAUCUACUAUGCCAUACAACCUUUUGUUACACCAUUCUUUUCCACCUUUCAUGUAAAUAAAAAAGUCUCUUCUGUUCCA